UGAUUAUCAUUUUGAAUCUAACAAGGGAGAAUUUCUGCCUCUAAAUUUUCCCGGGGGCAACUUCUGGAUGGGAGUGUUGUUUGGACCGGGACCCUGAUGAAUAAUUCAUAAGGGUGGAUUUUUGGGGGAAUGAAUGGCUCCAUUGAAUGACAGUGUGUACUUUGUAGAUAUACCGUGGUAACCAGGAAGCUUUCGACGCAGAGCGAAGGAGAGCACGGGAGCGUGAGAGAGGGAGAGAGGACAAGGGAGAGAGAGAGAGAGAGAGAGAGAGGGAGGGGGAUGAGAGAGCAGAGGAGCGUAGCUUUCUGUUGGGAGGUGUAGCCGUUCUUUGAGAGAGCUCUCCAUUGAAGCCGUUCGGCUAGCGGGGGCUUGUGGGAGCAGGCUGUGCGUGUCGUUAGCGCCCCCCACGGGGGUCCAGAGCUGCUCCGGAGGGGCCGCCGAGCAUGGGAUCGCCACCCCCGUCCCGAGCCGAAAUGUCUGAGAGGGAGGGCGUUCUAGGGGAGCCGGACCAGCGCGUCCGAGCCUUCAAGGAGCACCUGAGGCUGGAGUUGGAGCCCCCCCGCGGGGCUGGCAGGGGGGCCUCCUCCCCUAGGGCCUCGCCCCGCAGCUCCCCGCGCCUCUUCAGGAAGCUGAUGGUCAACAAGAGCAUCCGACAACGGCGUCGCUUCACCGUGGCGCAUACGUGCUUUGAUGUGGAGAAUGGCCCGUCCUCUGGAUGCAGCCCACUGGACCCCCAGGCGUCUCCCGGGUCGGGCCUGGUCCUGCACCCCAACUUUCCUGGCCACACGCAGCGGCGCGAGUCAUUCCUGUACCGCUCGGACAGCGACUACGACCUGUCGCCCAAAUCCAUGUCACGCAACUCCUCCGUGGUCAGCGAGGUACAUGGCGAUGACCUGAUAGUAACACCGUUUGCUCAGGUUCUGGCAAGUCUUCGGAGUGUAAGGAACAACUUCACAGUGCUCACCAAUGUACACUGCGCCUCCAACAAGAGGUCCCCAGUGGCGAACCAGCCGCAAAUCACCCGAGUCUGUCUGCCCGAGGAGUCUUAUCAGAAGCUGGCCAUGGACACUAUGGAGGAGCUUGACUGGUGCCUGGACCAGCUGGAGACCAUCCAGACCUACCGUUCUGUCAGCGAGAUGGCUUCGAACAAGUUCAAGAGGAUGUUGAACCGGGAGCUGACCCACCUGUCGGAAAUGAGCCGAUCCGGGAACCAGGUGUCUGAGUUCAUCUCCAACACCUUCCUAGACAAGCAGAACGACGUGGAGAUCCCAUCUCCCACGUCCAAAACGCGGGAGAAGAAGAAGAAGCAGCAGCUGAUGACCCAGAUCAGUGGGGUGAAGAAGGUGACGCAUGGCCCCAACGUCUCCAACUGCGGCAUCCCUCGCUUUGGAGUUAAAACUGACAAGGAGGAGCAGCUCUCAAAGGAGCUGGAGGACCUGAACAAGUGGGGCCUCAACAUUUUCAAAGUAUCCGAGUACUCCAACAACAAGCCACUCACAUGCAUCAUGUACGCCAUCUUUCAGGAAAGGGACUUGAUGAAGACGUUUAAGAUCCCCGUUGACACAUUUGUGACCUUCAUGAUGACGUUAGAAGAACACUACCACUCUGACGUGGCUUACCACAAUAGCCUGCAUGCGGCCGACGUGGCCCAAUCCACACACAUCCUCCUCUCCACACCAGCUCUAGAUGCCGUCUUCACAGACCUGGAAAUCCUUGCCGCCAUCUUUGCCGCAGCCAUCCAUGAUGUUGACCACCCAGGAGUCUCCAAUCAAUUUCUAAUCAACACCAAUUCAGAGCUGGCCCUCAUGUACAACGACGAGUCGGUCCUGGAGAACCACCACCUGGCUGUGGGGUUCAAGCUGCUACAGGAAGAGCACUGCGACAUUUUCCAGAACCUCAACAAGAAGCAGCGGCAGUCUCUGCGGAAGAUGGUCAUUGACAUGGUGCUGGCGACUGACAUGUCCAAGCAUAUGAGCUUACUGGCAGACCUGAAAACCAUGGUCGAGACCAAGAAGGUGACCAGCUCUGGAGUGCUGCUGCUGGACAACUACACGGACAGGAUACAGGUCCUCCGCAACAUGGUUCACUGCGCGGACUUGAGCAAUCCCACCAAGUCCCUGGAACUGUAUCGACAGUGGACGGAUCGAAUUAUGGACGAGUUCUUCCAUCAGGGGGACAAGGAGCGGGAACGGGGCAUGGAGAUCAGCCCCAUGUGCGACAAACACACAGCAUCUGUGGAGAAGUCCCAGGUGGGCUUCAUCGACUACAUUGUGCACCCUCUCUGGGAGACCUGGGCAGAUUUGGUACACCCAGACGCACAGGAUAUCUUGGACACGUUGGAAGACAACAGGAACUGGUACCAAAGCAUGAUCCCUCAGAGUCCGUCGCCGCCGUUUUACGAGCAAGAUAAAGGCGCUGGCAACGGAGACAAGUUCCAGUUCGAGCUGACACUGGAGGAGGAAGACUCAGAGGGCACGGAGCGGGACGAGCAGAGUCAGGGGGAGGACAGCCCAAGCGGGACACGCUCUUCCCCGGUAUACUGUGAUGACCCAGGGGCCGAGGAGGACCCCCCAGAGCCCACACACAUCGAGAUCAUCACACAGGACGCGUCACCCGUCGACACGUAGCCUCUCUCUCGUGCCUCAACCGUGGCGCUGCCGUCGACGUUGGCAGAUUCGGCCAUGAGGAAGAAUCCUACGGUGACGCUUUUUAGAAGCCUGGGUUUUGACUUUGGCUGGACCGGAGCGGUUUUCUGGGGUCGGGAAUGGGCGGCGUCUGUGGAGUCAUGAAGGAUUUCUCGGGAAAUUGCUGCAGUCACUUGGAACUGGUUGACAGCCCAUGCCAUGUGACAUUGAGCUGGGAGUAAUGAAGGAUUAAGACCGUUCAGGAACCCUUAGUGGACUCGCAUUGUGUUGCUGACACUACUGAGAGAUUUUUCGCAACGUGUGUCCCUUUUUUGUAAUGGGAUGUCAUAAGGUAGCUUAUGAACUACUGAUAUACAAGUAUUUGUACUGCACACAGUUUACUCUUUUCUGUCAUGUUCGUCUAAAGACUAUGUGUGCCUUUUUUACAGUUGUCUUUUUACGAUUUUUUUAAUUUAUUGAACACAGUCAAUGUUUAAGGAUGUUUUUAACUGAAGGCUCAAAAGCAGAAUAUUUUGUUUCUCGGAUAAAGAGAGAAUACAAGUCUUCCUUA
Molecule: messenger RNA, 3195 nt
Organism: Brienomyrus brachyistius
Lineage: Eukaryota; Metazoa; Chordata; Actinopteri; Osteoglossiformes; Mormyridae
Product: cAMP-specific 3',5'-cyclic phosphodiesterase 4B-like
Exons: 15
Coding region: 444-2627 (727 amino acids)
Biological process (GO): signal transduction
Cellular component (GO): perinuclear region of cytoplasm; cytosol; nucleus
Molecular function (GO): transmembrane transporter binding; 3',5'-cyclic-AMP phosphodiesterase activity
Source: RefSeq, a predicted model, not a curated record